GCGGUGCCAGAUGUCACGGCGCUGGAGCAGAGGAGGAGCUGUGCGUCUGAACAGACGCUCUGUGUGCUCCUGCCUGCGGCCUCCUGCGGCUCAGAAGCGCCGGGACACGGAGGAGGUGCCGCUGAUCGACUCCAGCUGUGCGGAGAGCUGUGGAGAGUUGGGACAGUCAUUUGCAUUGCAAAGUAAUCUGCAGCGACAGAGACGGAACAGGCCGCUGUGGGAACACUUCCCCUCAGCAGUUGGUGCGCGCGGACAGCUAAUGAAAACCUGGUGCUCGCGUAAAGGCGCGUAGUGGAGGGGGCUCUGUGUGCCCUGCUGGAGAGAGGCGAAGGGAACUCGAGAACGAACGGGUCGUCUCGUGUUUGAAGGAAACUUUAUAGAAGCCAAAACAAACUGUUGAAAUGCGUGGCUUCAGAUUAUGCUCCUCCAAGAGGAUGUUGGCAGCUUUGGUAUUUAUUCUACUUUUUAUUCACCCCGGGCACGGACAGACUUGUUCGGAGGGCUUUGCCUAUGACAGAAGGGGUCGACAGUGCAUAGAUGUGGACGAGUGCCGCGUAAUCCCGGAUGCGUGCAGAGGAGACAUGCGCUGCGUCAACCAGAACGGAGGAUAUCUGUGCCUCCCGCGGGGUCUGUACAGCCAGCCCUACAGACCCGAGGUCCCCGCGCUGCCCGAGCCGUACCCCGACACUGGAGUGGGGGCAGGGGGGUACCCAGAUGUCUCCGGUGGGGCGGGAGCUUACCCCGAGAGCUUCGUGCCCGGUCCACCCCGGUCUGUGGAGCCCAGCUACCCCCGCGUCAGGGGCACAGCUCCCUGCAUUUUAGGAUACACUCUGGCAGAGGACGGCACCUGCAACGAUAUUGAUGAGUGUGAGACCAACUCGCACCACUGUAAUCCCACUCAGGUGUGCAUCAACACGGCCGGAGGAUACACCUGCUCCUGCACCGAGGGCUACUGGCUCAUCGGGGGGCAGUGCCAUGAUAUUGAUGAAUGUCGCUAUGGUUACUGCCAGCAGCUGUGUGCCAAUGUGGCGGGGUCCUACUCCUGCUCCUGUAACCCGGGGUUUGUGCUCAACCCAGACGGACGCACGUGUCAAGAUGUGGAUGAGUGUGAGGAGGAGCCGUGCAGUCAUGGCUGCCUCAACACUUACGGUUCAUUUAUGUGCAACUGUGACGAGGGUUUUGAGCUGGCUGCCGACGGGACCACCUGCAUGGACCUGGAUGAAUGCAGUUUCUCUGAGUUUCUUUGUCAGAACAGAUGUGUGAACACUCCGGGCUCCUUCACCUGCAUCUGUCCUCCCGGGUACUACGUUUACGAGGAUGGCAGGAGCUGUGAAGAUUAUAAUGAAUGUGAAACUGGAAACAACACGUGUACAGUGAACCAAGUGUGUUUCAACUACCAGGGAGGCUUCACCUGUCUGGACCCGUUACAAUGUCCACUACCUUACGUCGAAGUCAGCGACAAUCAGUGCAUGUGCGCCGCUGAGAACCCCCAGUGCAGAGACAAACCAUUCACCAUCCUGUAUCGCCACAUGGACCUGUCCUCUGGCCGCUCCGUCCCCGCAGACAUAUUCCAGAUGCAGGCCACCACGCGGUAUCCGGGCGCCUUCUACAUCUUCCAGAUAAAGUCCGGCAACGAUGGACGGGAGUUUUACAUGAGGCAAACCAGUAAUGUAAGUGCAACGCUGGUUCUGACGAGACCAAUCAAAGGCCCUAAAGUCGUGGUUUUGGAUUUGGAGAUGGUCACCGUCAACAAUGUGAUAAACUUCAGAGGCAGCUCCAUCAUCCGCCUGACCAUAUACGUGUCCGAGCACCCGUUCUAAGCAGCACCCAAUGAGAACACCCACUGUGAUCACCCGCUGUGAGGUCGGGUUACUCUAAUGGACCGCAUCACUCUCCCCUUUUACAAAGCCUUCGUCACGAUUCGCCUGAAGUAGCUAUUGGUGUCGGUAACAUUACGUCACUUCUGUGUUUUAAAAUUAUGUCAUUUCUCCUGUACUGGGAAAAGCGAUGACAAAAAAUCACCCUUUUUAUAUGGACACUUUUCUUAUUGUUGAAAAUGUGGACUGUUUACAUAGGAAUAUUUAUAUACAAAUUAUAAUACAUAACCAGCUUUACUCAAAUUGCACUUAUGGUUUAUGAAAUGUUCCCAGUUUAUUUUAAAAUUCAAUCGGAUAUGCAAAGAUGUAACACAAUCAAACAUUUUCUGAAUAUUCGAUCACACAAAAUAAAUGUCUUCAC
Periophthalmus magnuspinnatus is the source of this 2238-nucleotide messenger RNA. RefSeq names its product fibulin 5 (gene fbln5). The transcript is spliced from 11 exons. The coding region runs from base 402 to 1820 and encodes 472 amino acids. The record is from RefSeq and is a predicted model, not a curated record. Gene Ontology annotation, molecular function: calcium ion binding. NCBI's taxonomy places the organism in Eukaryota, Metazoa, Chordata, Actinopteri, Gobiiformes, Gobiidae.